AUGAACGAUUUAUCAGUCACAACUUUCACUCAAGACGGCUAUAUUAAGUAAGUAGAGUAUGCACAAAAAGCAGUCAGCGAUAGCGAAACUAUUUUAGGUGUAAGAUGUAAGGAUGGUGUUAUUUUAGGUGCUGAAAAGAAAUUAUAAACUAAACUUAUGGUUGAAGACUCUGACAGAAGAAUUUAUAAUAUUUAAAAAAAUAUCGGAAUGAUUGUUGGUGGUAGAAUUCCAGAUGGUAGAAAUGUAGUCCAUAGAGCUAGAAAAGAAGCUUAGGAAUACGAAAAAUAUUUUUCUAUGCCAAUUUCAGGAAGAAUUUUGUCUGAAAGAACAGGAUAAUAUCUUCAUGCUCACACUUUAUACGGAGCCUACAGACCUUUUGGUUGCUCUGUUAUUAUUUCAUCAUAUGAUCCUAUUGAUGGUCUUCAAUUACAUCAAUCUGAUAACGCUGGUUACUGCUUAGGUUAUUAUGCUUGUGCUUAAGGAUAAGGUAAACAAGAAGUUAUGGCCCAUUUCGGUAGAAGAAAUUUUAGAGAUUUAACUUGUGAAGAAGCCCUUCCCUAUGUUAUAUUAGCUUUAAAUAAGGCACGUAAAGAAGCCAAUGAAGGUAUUUAUCAAUAUGAAGUAAGUUGGAUCACUGAAAAGAAUAACUAUGUUCAUUGCCAUGUUCCAAACGAUAUUAGAGACUCUGCCCAAGUUCAAGCUGAAGCUAUGAUUGAAGCUGAAGAUUCUGCUUGA
Tetrahymena thermophila SB210 is the source of this 735-nucleotide messenger RNA. Its product is annotated as proteasome subunit alpha type protein. The record is from RefSeq and is a predicted model, not a curated record. Lineage: Eukaryota; Ciliophora; Oligohymenophorea; Hymenostomatida; Tetrahymenidae. Gene Ontology annotation, biological process: ubiquitin-dependent protein catabolic process. The transcript is spliced from 8 exons. Gene Ontology annotation, cellular component: proteasome core complex; proteasome core complex, alpha-subunit complex; nucleus.